CCUGUAAGUGUGGUGCAUACAGCAGUUUGCCGAUGACAUCUUUUUUUGUGUGUCCAUGCAUCAGCAGUUUUCUCUACCAUUGUCUUUAAACCACAGGGUAAGUGACAACAGAGUGAAUGAGCCUGUUGACAUUUUAAUCCGACAAUGAAAACAGUUUUCAUUUCCUAAGUCCCCUAAACUAAAAAUCAGGGACUCGUAAGGGUUUAUAGAUUACAGUAUGUGCACUGGUGAUCCAUGGUACAGUAUUUUGUGUAUGUGUGCAUGUGCAUGUGCAUGAGUGUGUGGGAGCAGAGCUGUUUAUGUGGAGGUGUGCAUGUGUGUGUAGAGUUCAGAGAACAACUUUGGGUGUUGGUUCUCACAGUCUCCCAUCUUUUGUUUGACAUAGGGUCUCUCACUGGCCUGGAACAUCACCAAGCAGGUCAGACCGCCUGGCAAGGGAGCCUCGGGGAUCGCCUAUUUCUAUUUCCCAUGCUGGGAUCACAACCAUGAACCACCAUGCCCAGCUUUGUGUGGGGGUUCUGGGGAUCUGAACUUAGGUCUUCAAGCUUGAGAAAAAAGCCACGUUACUGACAGUGCAUCAUCUCCCCCAGACACCUCGUGGCAUACAUGAAUAACAAUUUUUAGCUGUUUUAGUUGUGUGUUGGCGAGCUGUACUCCUCAUGUGGUGUGGCAACAGCUUUGAAUUUCCAUGGAUCCCUUACGCCAGAUCCAGUCAUCCAGUCCAAACUGUUCAUGCAGAUUGUCGCUGUCCCCACAGCAUCUCUGGAUGCUUCUAUACUAGAAAGACAAGAUGCAGACCUCCACAACCAACUCAGGGUAGCAUAAAACUAACAGAACCCUGAAGUAGGAGCAGAAAAGUCACACUGGGAGAUGGGUGGAGGGGACACUGUAAAGUGCCAGUCUAUCACUUUAGAGAUAAUUCUGGGUACAGUGGAGGCCAUCCGUAGUUUGGGGUUUGCAGAAUGGUGGAUGCUAUCCACAGUUGCUGAGUUACACACACACACACACACACACACACACACACACACACACACACACACACACAAUUUAGAUGCAAAUCCACAAGACAGGAAAGCAAGUCACUGAUGCAGAAACCUAGGGAGCCCUUGCUAGGGGUGAAGGAUUGUAUGGACUUUCCUAAAUGGCCUGUAUCUCGGGCAGAUUCUGUCAUGGAACUGUCGAAAAUAUCAGACAUGACGAAGCUCCACCAGGCUGUAGCAGCAGGAGACUGCAAUUCAGUGAAGAAGAUUCUGAAGAAAGGUCUCUGUGACCCAAACUACAAGGACGUGGACUGGAAUGACCGGACGCCUCUCCACUGGGCUGCAAUCAGAGGGCAAAUGGAAGUGAUACAUCUCCUGAUACAAUAUGGAGCCAGACCCUGCUUGGUGACUGAUGUGGGCUGGACCGCAGCUCACUUUGCAGCUGAGUCAGGCCAUCUGAAUGUACUCAAAAUUCUCCACGCACUGCAUGCUGCCAUUGAUGCUGCUGACUUCUUUGGAGAUACACCCAAGAGGAUCGCACAGAUCUAUGGGCAGAAAGCCUGUGUGGACUUUCUGGAGAAGGCAGAACCAGAAUGCCGCGACCACCGCCAGAGAGGACUGUUGCUUGAUGAGCGGGACCCAGACUGGGACCUCAAGAAAAGGGAGCUAGAGGAGUCUCUUCCCGCCCCAGACCGAAACACCAACAAAAAGAGUAAUAAGAGAAUCCGAGGCUCCACCAGGCUCAACCAUUCCAAGGCCUGGAGGGUAUGAGAAGGCGGAGCCCAGGACACAGACUUAUUGGACCUGGGACCCAGCUUCCUGCUCUUCACAGAAUUCGACUUCACCACCCUUACUUACCCAGACCUCCACAGCAAACCACUCGGCUGGAAAGUCUUGCUGCCGUGUUUCUGCCAAAACCCAAGAGCGUGAAGCUAAACCCAGAAGCUCGACCCGGAGGGGACAGGGCAGUGGACAGGCAACAGCUGCUUGCACUUGGUUUGUAGUGACUUGCAAUGCCAUCAUGCCCCGCCCCUCACCCACCAACACACACUUAGUUACAGAGUGUUCGCCAUCAAAGAAAGGGCUCUUCCAGUGAAAUUGAUCAGACGUGGGGGAGGGGGGCAAAAAAUGAAAUAAAAAGCAAAACAAAAAUCAAGUUCGGGCUGGAGAAAU
Molecule: messenger RNA, 2153 nt
Organism: Peromyscus leucopus (white-footed mouse)
Lineage: Eukaryota; Metazoa; Chordata; Mammalia; Rodentia; Cricetidae
Gene: Ankrd66
Product: ankyrin repeat domain 66
Exons: 3
Coding region: 1086-1751 (221 amino acids)
Molecular function (GO): protein binding
Source: RefSeq, a predicted model, not a curated record